ACCGCCUCCCCCUGUGCUCAUGCUUGGCUUUCCUGCUGAGAAGACUUCCAGCAUGGAUUUCUCUACCGCACGUCCGUCGUCUAGGCCGCCACGCCUUGCUAUCACCGCCUCUUUCACCUUGAUUGCUGUCUUCGUAAUCUGGCUCAUUCUCCCGCGGAGGUCCGACCCCCAGGACGAAGUGCUCUCCCUUCCUGUGAUUUCCAAGGCCGUUGCUGUGCUCAAUGGCGAGACCGUCAGCGGCACGGUCACGUUCACACAAUUGUUCCCUACCGCACCAGUCACUGUGUCUGGUGAGGUGAAGAAUCUCAAGACCUCGUCGAACCAUGGCUUCCAUGUCCAUGCUUCUGGGGAUUUGAGCAACGGCUGCGCGUCUGCAGGAUCGCACUUCAACCCGUUCGAAAGGACACAUGGUGCUCCGACAGAUAUUGACAGGCAUGUCGGAGAUUUGGGAAACAUUGAGACGGACUCGAAGGGCGUGGCGUCGUUCACGUUUGAGGAUAGCUUGAUCUCUCUCAAUGGGCCACUGAGUAUUGUGGGCCGGUCUGUGGUGGUUCAUGCUGGCACCGAUGAUCUCGGCCGUGGCGGCGACGAUGAAUCUCUGAAAACGGGCAACGCAGGAGGACGCGCUGCAUGCGGUGUCAUCGGCUUGGUGGCUUGAUGCGCAAGGCCCAAGUUCCCAUUGCGCGGUCGUAGGCGUUGUGGCCCUGACCACGAAAUUGGGUUGGGAUACUUCCCCCGCUAUGACUAUCGUAUUCCGAUGAACGUGACCAAAACGACGCAAGUGUGAUUGAUGUAGUGCAUGCCAUGGAUACUCCUAUUCAUCAACAACUGCCUCCGAGACUUACUAAUAACAGUCUGCGUGAAUGACAGCAGGAGUGCAUGAUGUCUGCAAUCCUGCACGCGGUUCACGUUUUCAC
Molecule: messenger RNA, 917 nt
Organism: Dichomitus squalens LYAD-421 SS1
Lineage: Eukaryota; Fungi; Basidiomycota; Agaricomycetes; Polyporales; Polyporaceae
Exons: 6
Coding region: 53-658 (201 amino acids)
Biological process (GO): removal of superoxide radicals
Molecular function (GO): superoxide dismutase activity; copper ion binding
Source: RefSeq, a predicted model, not a curated record